AUGAAACUACGAUUGAAUCUUUUAUUUUAUAUAGCGGCUAUAUUUCAGACUCUCUGUGUCUCUGCUUUAUUGCAAUCAAAUGAUAUCCAACAGUAUAAAGAUGAACACGGAAUAAUACAUGUCACCGAGGAAUUAUACAAAAAAUUGAAAUAUGGGGUCGAGGGAGAAUACUCUGUGUUAUAUAUUACCAUCUACUCGACUAAUGAAGAUGGAAAUUAUAGAUGUCCUAUGUGUAUUGAAUUCGAGGAAACGAUACAUGGCGUGCAAAAUAUCAUAAAGAAACAAAGACCAGAUAUCCCAAUUUCAUAUUAUAUCGUGGAUGCAUAUGAGGUUCCCUCAUUGAUUAAAGAUAUGGGUAUUGAAAACGUACCCCAUUUGGUGGUGUAUCCUCCAAUUAAUAUGGGGAAACAAGAGACCGAACCAUUUUCUUGGUCCAAUGGUCAAUUUUACCAAUAUGAACUUACACCAGAUCAUUCAGGUGAUGUAUUACAUUUUGGAGAUUUCUUAGCACAAGUUUUAAAUAUCUACAUCGAAGUAGAGGAAGAUUUCGACAAGGGGAAGUUCAUACAAUAUUUUGUUGGAUCAACAAUUUUUUUUGUAAUCUUAAAAAAAAUUAUUUGGCCAAUUGUCAAAAAGGGUAAUGUCUCUAAAAUGGCUAUGAUUCUUUUAGCAUUUUCUAUCAUGCUUCCAAGUUUGACAGGUUAUAAAUUUACCGAAAUGAACAGAAUACCCUUUAUCGCCAGGAAUGACGAAGGUAAUAUCAUGUAUUUUAGUGGUGGUACAGGAUGGCAAUUUGGUAUCGAAGUCUUUACAGUUUCAUUGAUGUAUACUGGGAUGGGUAUAUUAUUUAUUGGUUUAAUCUUCUUGAAAUCAGAUUUCAUUCAAGAGAGGAUAAAUGAAAAAAUGGAUAGUUUAUUGACUCUUCUUUUUGGUUAUGCAUUGUUCUAUCUUUUCUCAUAUUAUAUUGGCUGCUUUAGCGUAAAGUCACCAGGGUAUGCAUACUCAUAUUAG
Messenger RNA from Maudiozyma saulgeensis, 1011 nucleotides. The record is from the annotation of a GenBank genome assembly. NCBI's taxonomy places the organism in Eukaryota, Fungi, Ascomycota, Saccharomycetes, Saccharomycetales, Saccharomycetaceae.